Molecule: messenger RNA, 2310 nt
Organism: Ascochyta rabiei
Lineage: Eukaryota; Fungi; Ascomycota; Dothideomycetes; Pleosporales; Didymellaceae
Product: kinetochore-associated Ndc80 complex subunit ndc80
Exons: 3
Coding region: 1-2310 (769 amino acids)
Biological process (GO): attachment of mitotic spindle microtubules to kinetochore
Cellular component (GO): Ndc80 complex
Source: RefSeq, a predicted model, not a curated record
AUGGCCCACGACCAAGGCAUGUUCUCGGUCCAACGACCGCGCCAGACACUAGGACCCAUGAACAACAACAUCUCCUCGGCGAUUCCCAUGCCCUCGUCAGCAAUGAAGCGCUCGAGCUCGGUGCACCAGAUGCAGCAAGGCUCGCAGUUCGGUGGAAACAACCAUGCGCGCUCACAGUCGGGAGGGCGCAUGUCGCUCGCUCCAGGCCGCCCAAGCCAGCCGCUCUUUGCGCGCUCGUCUUCUGGCACGAACCUCGCCGAGGGCUUCCCCUCGGUGCAGCGCAACUCCAUGGGCAACUUUGGCGGGGCAAGUAGUGGGAGGAAGAGCUUUGCGCCCGGCGCGUCCCUCUUCCAGACCCCGGCGCCGCCAGCGGGACCCAACUUCGAGCAAAGCGCACAGCGGCGAAGCAGCGUCUUCAAGUCGCGCUCCUCGCACGGGAGCGGGCAGCCGGGCAUGAAGCAGUCGUUCUUCCAGCAGGCUCCCAUGCCUGCCGCGCCCCCCGCAGACCCGCGACGGCUGAAAGACUCGGCCACGCGACAGCAAAUGGCAAACGAACUCCUCGAGUUCCUCACACACAACAACUUCGAGAUGGAGCAGAAGCACACACUAUCGGCCAAGGCCAUGACAUCGCCCACGCAGAAGGACUUCAACAACAUGUUCAUGUGGCUCUACAACCGCAUCGACCCGAGCUACAGAUUCCAGAAAUCAAUCGAUCAGGAGAUCCCCGUGCUGCUCAAGCAGUUGCGCUACCCCUUUGAGAAAUCCAUCAUGAAGUCGCAGAUUGCGGCUGUUGGUGGAAACAACUGGCCAACUUUCCUGGGCCUGCUCCACUGGAUGAUGCAGCUUGUCGUUUUGUGCCAGAGGUACGAAUCUGGAAACUACGAUGAGGCCUGCUUUGAGGCCGGCUACGAUGUCUCAGGCGACCGCAUCAUCUUCGACUUCCUCACAGACGCGUAUAGCACAUGGUUGGCAGCAGACGACGAGGAUGACGACGAGGAGGCUCAAGAUCGACACAUGCAGCCUCACAUCGAGAACAUGGCGGCCAAGUUUGAAGCCGCAAACUCGCAACACCACGACCAGGUCAAGAUGCUCGAAGCUGAGCACAAAUUGCUUCAAGACCAGAUUGAUGAACUCAGCAAGGCAGGCCCCAGGAUCGCAAAGUACGAGGAACAAAACAAGGUCCUCCAGGAAGACCGCGUAAAGUUCGAGAACUACAACGCAAACAUGGAGCUCAAAGUCAAGAAGUACACCGACCGCUGCGAGUUUUACGAGAAGAAUAUCGAGGAGCUAGAGGCCGAGCUCGAAGCUGCCGAGAAGGAGCAGGCAGAACUUCAAGCCAUCAUCGAUGGCCGCGGAAUGACCAUCAACGACAUCGACCGCAUGGCCGCCGAGAAGGACCGCCUCGACAAUGCCCUCCAGAGCACAUCCAACCGCCUUGAGGAUUCCAAGAAGAAGGUUGCCGACAAAGAGCUGGCCGCGUCGAAGAAGUUGGACGAGCUCGAGCAGACGAUCGAGCGUUACAACAACCUAGGCUACCAAAUCGGUGUCAUCCCAUCCACUGCUGUCAACGCAAAGGGCCAGGAUUACGAGCUCAUCCUCACCGUAACGGACGGGCCUAACUUCUCCGGCAGCCAGAUGGGAAGCAGUUCCCAGGAGCCGUCGGACCGCUUGCUGCAAGACGCCAGCACUGGCUACUCGCCCGCACACCUGCUGAAUCUCGAUCUCAAGGGCAGCGUAAAGUCCAACAUACUGACUCUCCGCAAAGAGAUCGCCGAGCGACGCAACGCCGCGCUCGAAGCAGACAUGAACAACCACGACCUCCUCGACAAGAUCAAAGAAGCCAUGGACGACAAGGUCGCCGAAGUCGAAGCCCUAGGCCACCGCGUCGCACAGGCAGAAGAAGAGCUGGAGAAGCUGCGCGAAAUCACCAACACGCAGAAGAGCCAGAGCGACGCGCAGAUUGAGCGCAUGGAGAAGGAACUCGGCCGCAUGAGGAGCGGACUCGGCGAGAGCGUGCAACUGAUGGUGCAGCGAGAAAUGGCCGUAAACAUCGAAUACGAACAACUCCAACUCCGCGCCAACUCGCUGCGCGAAGAACUCCACACGGAAAUAGAGCGCAUGCUCGACGAUAUCGUCCGCUUCAAACUCCACGUUCAGCGCAGCCUCGAGGAGUACGAGCAGUUCAUCGCCGACGAGGUCGAGCGCAGCUGCGAGGAGCAGGACCUCCUGGCCCGCGCUGAGGAGCACACGGAGGUGCUCGAUGGGGGUGCGGAUGAGGAUGUGGAUGAGGAGAUGGGCGGCGUUGAGUAG